This is a messenger RNA of Cooperia oncophora, 1320 nucleotides long. The record is from the annotation of a GenBank genome assembly. NCBI's taxonomy places the organism in Eukaryota, Metazoa, Nematoda, Chromadorea, Rhabditida, Trichostrongylidae.
AUGAAAGUUUCUGAGGAAACUGUUAGAGCUCUCUUCGCUGCCAUAGAUGAUCGACAAAAUGAAUUUGUAGCUAAUCUUAAAGAGGCCGUGGCCAUCCCAUCUGUUUCUGGUGACCCUAAUCGUCGUCAGGAUUGUGUGAAUAUGAAGCUGGAAGAUGUCAAAGUUUCGGUGCAAGUUAUCGAAGCUGGUAAGCAGAAACUUCAUGAUGGCAGAGUGAUCGACUUGCCUCCGAUCCUCUUUGGUGUGUUAGGUACCGACCCAAAAAAGAAGACUCUCCUCAUCUAUGGUCAUCUGGAUGUCCAGCCUGCUGCCAAGGAACUGACGCGAGGUGACGAGAUGUUCGGUCAGGGACUUCUACUUGAUGACAAGGGUCCGGCUAUUGCUUGGAUUCACGCCAUCAGCGUUCUUCAGAAGAAAGGAGUUGAUAUUCCAGUCAAUUUAAAGUUUGUUUUUGAGUGCAUGGAAGAGUCUGGCUCUGAAGGUCUUGAGCAAGCUCUUCGCACCCACAAAGACAACUUCCUGAAGGGCGUUGAUAUGACGUGUAUCUCGGAUAAUUACUGGCUUGGGAAAAACAAACCUUGUCUCACAUAUGGUCUGAGGGGAGUGUGCUACUACUUCAUUGAAGUGAGAUGCGCUAAACAGGACCUUCAUUCCGGAACGUAUGGAGGCAGUAUUCCGGAAGCUAUGAACGAUUUGGUUUGGGUGAUGUCGCAACUGGCUGACGUAGAUGGAAGAAUCAAAGUCCCAGGCAUUUACGAUCUUGUUGCUCCGCUAACCGCAGCAGAGAAGAAGAUUUAUGAGACGAUUGACUUUUGUAUGGAUACUUUCCAGGCCGAUGUUAGUGCUUGCGGCCUGCUCAAGAAGGACAAAACUGAGAUCCUGAUGAACCGUUGGCGUAAUCCUUCAUUAUCGCUGCAUGGUAUUGAAGGAGCUUUUAGCUGUCCAGGAGCGAAAACUGUGAUCCCAAGCAAGGUCAUAGGAAAGUUUUCCAUUCGUAUCGUCCCUAACAUGACACCGGAAGCCGUCGAUAGGCUGGUCGUUACCUACCUGAAUGAUCUGUGGUCGAAGCGCAACUCUCCAAAUCAUUUCAAGUGUGCUAUAUUUACAUACUAUACCAUUUCAAUCAUCCUGGACAAAGUAAGAAGAAAAUUCAGUGCUUUCCCUCACCAUAGUGGCAUGCCUUGGGUAACAGAUGUCAAGCAUCAAAAUUUUGCUGCUGGUGCACGUGCUAUUAAGAGAGUGUUCGGUGUUGAUCCGGAUUACACUCGUGAAGGAGGAAGCAUUCCCAUCACUCUCGUUUUCCAGGAGCUCACGGGGUAA